Messenger RNA from Thalassophryne amazonica, 16592 nucleotides. RefSeq names its product zinc finger homeobox 3 (gene zfhx3). Bases 743 to 12346 code for a protein of 3867 amino acids. The transcript has 11 exons. NCBI's taxonomy places the organism in Eukaryota, Metazoa, Chordata, Actinopteri, Batrachoidiformes, Batrachoididae. Gene Ontology annotation, biological process: brain development; regulation of neuron differentiation; regulation of transcription by RNA polymerase II. Gene Ontology annotation, molecular function: zinc ion binding; RNA polymerase II cis-regulatory region sequence-specific DNA binding; DNA-binding transcription factor activity, RNA polymerase II-specific. Gene Ontology annotation, cellular component: nucleus. The record is from RefSeq and is a predicted model, not a curated record.
UGUGCAUAUAUUUGUGGGCAAAAUGCGCAAAAUGUGAGUAGAAAAUGUUUUUAAAAGUCUAAAUAUCGGCGGCACAGCGCGCUCGCGGCGCGCCCGCAGCUCCAACUUCCCCCCCGUUCUCAUCAAACUCACACUUUUCCGCUGCUCUUAAUUCCAUAUUUUCAAUUCCUGAUCAUUACUUUCGUCUUUUCCUACUUGUAUCUAUCCAUCCAUUCCUCCCUCCUUCCCCGGGCCCCCUCCCUCUCUCUCUCUCUCUCUCUCUCUCUCUCUCCCUCUCUCUCUCCUUUGCUGAAUCUUAUUGAUCCAGAAGGCGGCUAAUUAGCCCUUCCCUUCGUGCCUGUGUAAUGAAGCACAUGCGCACUGAAUUAAUCACAGCCAUUUUUUGCAGGAAACUAAUUAGCAGGAAUAAAGAUCCAAAGAGUUUUUUCUUUUCAAUCAUCAGAUCUCACUUUCACCUCUUCCUCGCUCCCUCUAACACAAGACUCACCGCCUGCUUUGCAUCCAAAUUAUUUUUAUAUCGCCUUUAACAACUAAUACUUCGGGGUUUUUUCCUCUUUUUUGUAACACUCCGCAACAACAAUGAUCUUUCUUUUGCCACCCUAAGCGCAAACUGACCAAAAGGGGGACUUGCCUUGAUGGGAUCUUUAGCUAAAUCGUCUCAAUACUGGAUUAAAAAGCGAGGAUCACAAAGCGGCAGCGAGAAAUUGCCUGGAUGCGAUGAACGCCUCAUGUAGGCAUCAGCAUGGACAGCUGUGAGUCUCCCGUAGUUUCUGGGACAGACGAUGGGCUCAGCUCCUCCCAGCAGCAGCAGCCGCCACAGCCCUGGAAAGAUCACUCUAGCUCACAGGCCCCGUGCACCAACCAGGCACCUUCCCUGGACCCCCUGUCUCUUUUGGUUCCCUACUCCACUCAACCCCCAAACUCCAGUGCACUUCAGGAGGGGGUGAGAGAUCUACAGCCUCAGCAGCAGCAGCAACCAAAACAGCCAUCAUCCCAGGCCCAUCGUGAUAGCGGUGCCACAGGCCAGCUGAAUCCCAGAAGAGAGGGCAUUGAGGAAGAGGAGCCAGAAGGAGUGAGCUGUGGAGAAGAGGAAGACUUGGAGGACUUGGAUGACAUGGAGAUUGAUAGUUGUUUUCCAAGUCUUCAACCCUUUCCUGGGGUGUCAAUGGCUCCAGGGGGAGGAGGCAUACCUACACUUCUGCGACAUCAGCCCACACAGCAGCAGGGUGUACCUGAGAGUGGAAGUGAAGAAGGGGAAGAGGAAGAAGAAGAGGAGAGCAGUGAUGUGGAGAACCUGGCUGGAGAGAUAGUCUACCAGCCAGAUGGCUCAGCCUACAUAGUAGAGAGCCUCAGUCAGUUGAUCCAAAGUGGUGGAGCUAUGGUCCCUGGCCUGCUUCCGACAAACUCUCUCACCAGUGGAGGUAAAAUGGGUGAAGCUGCUGGAAAUUCAUCCUCGGUCUACCCUCAGAUCAUUAAUACGUUUCACAUAGCCUCAUCCUUCGGGAAGUGGUUUGGAAAUUCAGACCAAGGUUUCCCCAAUACCUCAACAAUGGCAGGCUUCAGCCCUGUCCUGCACAGUUUCCGUGUCUUUGAUGUGCGGCAUAAAAGCAACAAGGAUUACCUGAACAGCGAUGGGUCUGCCAAGAAGUCCUGUGUAUCCAAAGAUGUUCCUAACAAUGUGGAUUUCUCCAAAUUUGAUGGGUUGGCCCUCUAUGGUAAGGGUAAGCCUAUUCUCAUGUGUUUUCUCUGCAAGCUAUCCUUUGGGUACGCUCGUUCCUUUGCCACUCAUGCUGUCCAUGAUCACCGAAUGACACUCUGUGAGGAUGAACGGCGGCUGCUGGGGGACAAGCAUGCAUCUGCCAUUAUCCAGGGCAUUGGAAAGGACAAAGAACCCCUUAUUAGCUUUUUGGAACCAAAUAACAAAAGCACCCCCCUGCCACCUAAUUUGCUUCCAAUUAACUCUGGCCAGAGCUUCUAUGGCACUUUUAGUGGUGUUCAUUUGGAGCCUGGAAGCAGCUCUGGGGGCAGUGACACCCUCAUGAACAAAGACUCUGACUCUGGGCUCCAGCAACAGCAGAAACAGCAAUCUCCACUAAGUUCAGUACUCUCUCUUGGUGGGUUGCUCAUUCCCAAAGCACCCACUCUUACCUCAUCCUCAGGCUCUGCCAAAGACUCCAAUACCUUGCUCAAGCAGGGUGGGAGAACAGAGGAGCCUGCUGGGAAAGAGUUGGUUUGCAAGGGAGUGGAUGGGGUCAUUGAGGGACAUGAAAGCAAGGCACACCUGUUGAGCCAGAUGGCUGGCUCGGAGGAAGAAGAGGAACUGUUUUUAGGAGAGGAUGAAGAUGAGGUGGAGGCAGAAAGCACUGCAGUGGCCACCUGUAGUGGUAAUGGCAGCAGUGGUGGUAGUGAAGCAGGGGAACCAGCUGUCUCAAACCAAAGCAUUUCCAAAUCUCCUUUAUUAAUGCCUAGUAGCGCUCUCCAGCCUUCUGCCUGCACAUCUGCAGUUAGUCCCACAGUCAACAGCAAAGACCCUGCUUCCACUGUCUCUUCAGUAAAGGAAGAGGGUUUAGCUGCAGAUGGUGGGGGGAGUAAAUCAGAGCUCCCACUGAGCUUUAACUGCCAGGGACACAGUUUUCCCAUGGCAAUGGCGGCAGCUGCCAUCAGAAGGAGUGAAGAUGAGACUGCUGGCACUUCCUCUUCACCUCUGUCCUCCAAUGCUGCUGCUGAUGAAAGUGCCAAUCGAGAUAGUGCCACAGCUCCAGAACCAAAUGAUUGCCCGGCAGAAGGAGAGGAGGAAAAUGGAGCCUUUCUGCACCAUCACCACAUGCACCACCAUCAUCAUCACCUCCACCCUUCAUCUCACAGCCACUCGCACACUCUUCCCGGUGGGUCUUGUGACGUAACAGGAAUGCUUGAGUGUUCACAGAACCACGGGAAUGGAGGCAACGGUGGAAGUGGGGUAGAAUGCCCCAAAUGUGACACUGUCCUGGGAUCUUCACGCUCCCUGGGUGGUCAUAUGACUAUGAUGCAUUCUCGGAACUCAUGCAAGACACUCAAGUGUCCCAAGUGCAACUGGCAUUAUAAAUACCAGCAGACCUUGGAGGCUCAUAUGAAAGAGAAGCACCCAGACUCUGGAGGCUCCUGUGUGUACUGCAGCAGUGGUCAAAGCCACCCGCGUCUGGCUCGCGGAGAAAGCUAUACCUGUGGAUACAAGCCCUUCCGUUGUGAGGUGUGUAACUACUCAACGACCACAAAGGGCAACCUAAGCAUCCACAUGCAGUCAGACAAGCACCUGAACAACAUGCAGACACUGCAAAAUGGAGGCUCUAUAGGCUCUGGACAGGAACAGGUGUUUGGACACAGCCCAGGAGGAGUGGUGGCUGUCCCAUCAGUAACCCAGGCCAGUAGCCAUCACCCUUCUCAUCACCAUCCUACGCAGUCAUCCACCCACAUGACUGGUCCAUGUGGAGCACCUUCACCAACCAAGCCCAAGAGCAAACCUACUUGGCGGUGUGAGGUGUGCGACUACGAGACCAAUGUGGCACGGAACCUGCGUAUCCACAUGACAAGUGAAAAGCACAUGCACAACAUGAUGCUCCUCCAGCAGAAUGUCACCCAGAUGCAGCACAGCCGGCUGGGACUUGGAGCAAUGCCCUCACCCUCGGAGGCUGAGCUCUACCAGUACUAUCUGACCCAGAAUAUGAGCCUUCCACCAGGUCUCAAGAUAGACCCUUCGGGAGCUGAGGCCCAGUUCCUAAUGGGGAGCUUUCACUUGGAUCCUAACAUGGCUGCUCUUGCCCCUGCACUAGUAGGUGGUGAGAUCCCCAUGGAUGUGCGGCUGGGUAGCGGGCAGUUGGUGUCUGAAGAACUGAUGACCCUGGGAGAAAGCCUGUCUCAGACCAGUGAUCCCUCCCUGAAGUUGUUCCAGUGCGCUGUGUGCAACCGUUUCACCACUGACAACCUGGACGUGCUUGGCAUGCAUAUGGGAGCCGAACGCAGCCUACCAGAGGAGGAGUGGCGUGCAGUGGUGGGUGACUCUCACCAGUGCAAGCUGUGCCAUUACACCACUCAGCUCAAGGCCAACUUCCAGCUGCACUGCAAGACGGACAAGCAUGUACAAAAGUACCAGCUCGUGGCCCACAUUAAAGAGGGCGGCAAAGGCAAUGAAUGGCGCCUGAAAUGCGUGGCCAUUGGAAACCCAGUGCAUCUCAAAUGCAACGCCUGUGACUACUACACCAACAGCCUGGAAAAGCUGAGGAUGCAUACUGUCAAUUCCCGCCAUGAGGCCAGCCUGAAGCUCUACAAGCACCUGCAGCAGCACGAAAACGCAGUGGAGGGUGAUGCCUGCUACUACCAUUGUGUGCUGUGUAACUACUCGACCAAGGCCAAGCUCAACCUGAUCCAGCAUGUGCGUUCCAUGAAGCACCAGCGCAGCGAGAGCCUACGGAAGCUUCAGCGUUUGCAAAAGGGCCUGCCAGAGGAAGAUGAGGACCUCAGCUCCAUCUUCACCAUUCGCAAAUGCCCCUCAUCAGAUACAGGAGCGCUAAGUGAGGAUGUGGAGGCUGCUAGUGAGACCACCACAGACCAGGAGGACCAAACCAAAGAAAGAGAAAGUGGGGGGGAGAAGGAGCUCACCAAAGGGACAGCAGUGCCCAGCCACGUGGAGAGGACCCAGUCCGACUCCCCAAACCCCUCCAAAAGGCCGUCCUCACGCUCGGAGACGUCAGAGAGCCCGCUUUGCACAAAGCGUCCCAGGACGACUGAAAAGAACUCUGCGGAGCAGAUGUACCAGUGCCCCUACUGCAAAUUCACCAACACAGAUCUGAAUCGUCUCAGAAUGCACGUGAUGACGCAGCACUCUGUCCAGCCGAUGUUGCGCUGCCCGUUGUGCCAGGACAUGCUCAACAACAAGAUCCACCUGCAGUUCCACCUCACGCACCUCCACAGCGUGGCGCCUGACUGUGUCGAUAAGCUUAUCGCCACAGUGACAACGACAGAGGUCCUGCCAGCAAGCAUGUUCAUACCUGUACCCGGUCCAGACAGAGAGUCCCACAGCAUCCCUCAUGCCAAAACUAACUCUGAGGAGACAAAGAAGCAACCUGAUGUAUCAGAUGCUGAUUCAGAGAAGGGGAGUUCACAACCUACUGAAAUGGCUGAGGUUCGAAAGACACCUUUGGAAGAUCAGCACUCAGAGCGAGAUGAUGCCACAGGAUUCCUAUGCUGGAAGAAAGGCUGUAACCAAGUCUUCAAAACAUCCAACUCCCUCCAGAUGCACUUCAAUGAAGUCCACAACAAAAGGCCCCAGCUGCCUGUUUCUGAUCGCCAUGUCUACAAAUACCGCUGUAACCAGUGCAGCCUGGCCUUCAAGACUGUGGAGAAGCUGCAGCUCCACUCGCAAUACCACGUCAUCAGGGCUGCAACCAUGUGCUGCCUCUGUCAGCGAAGCUUCAGAACACUACAAGCCCUGAAAAAACAUUUGGAAACCAGCCACCUGGAGCUCAGUGAAACUGAUAUCCAGCAGCUCUACGGGGGUUUAUUAAUGAAUGGUGACAUUAUGAUCAUGGGUGACCCAUCUCUUGGAGAGGAGCAUGGAAGUCUUGGAGAAGAUGACAAAGAGGGAGAAGAAAGUGACCCAGAGGAAAAGCAAAGUCCAACAGGCAGUGACUCUGGCUCACUGCAGGAAGAUUCUGGAUCUGAACCCAAGCGUGCUUUGCCCUUCAGAAAGGGGCCCAAUUUUACUAUGGAGAAGUUUUUGGAUCCAUCUCGUCCUUUCAAGUGCACUGUAUGUAAAGAGUCUUUUACACAGAAGAACAUUCUUCUGGUUCACUAUAACUCUGUUUCCCACCUACACAAGGUAAAGAGGGCUCUUCAGGAGUCCACCACUGGCCAACCAGAGCCUACCAGCAGCCCCGACAACAAGCCAUUUAAAUGCAGCACUUGUAAUGUGGCGUACAGUCAGAGCUCGACUUUGGAGAUACACAUGCGCUCUGUUUUACACCAGACUAAAGCCAGGGCUGCCAAACUUGAAGCAGCAGGAGGGAUCACUAGCUCUGGAAAUUCUACUGGUAUAAGUGGAGGAUCCAGCAUCAGCACAUCAACAUCUAGUCCAACCCCAGCAAGCAACUCAACAACUAAUUCUAGCAAUCACAGUUCUUCUGCGGCUCAGACAACUCAGACUAUUCUUGGAGGCAACCACAUAAGUCAGUCUCAUGGUAUUGAAAGCCUGGGCAAUUCUUCAGUGAGCUGUCGUUCAUCUCCAUCUGAAAACCAUGAGAUAAAAAAGACAAAAUUUACAGAUUCACUCUCUACUCGAGGACAGCAACAACUGCAACAACAGCAGCAAUUGGCACAGGCACAAGCCCAAGCUCAAGCCCAGCUACAACAAGAGCUUCAGCAGCAGGCUGCACUUUUACAGUCACAACUGUUCAACCCAGCACUUCUUCAGCACUUCCCCAUGACAACUGAUGCACUUCUCCCUCUGCAGCAGCAGCAGUUACUUUUUCCUUUCUACAUACCUGGAGCAGAAUUUCAGCUGAAUCCAGAAAUCAGCAUCAGUAAUUCAUCACUUAGUCUGGCAGGAUCGUCCACAUCUUCACUGCUGGAAGACCUAAAGAACUCAGCCCAGCAGGCUCAACAAACCUGCCUGCAGCAACAACUGAUGCAUCACCACCUUCAACAACAGCAACAGCAGCAACAGCAACAACAGCAACAACAACAGCAGCAACAACAGUCUCAUUCACAGACCCAAGGGCAGAUGGCAUUGCUUCAACAGAGUGCUUUUCUCCUUCAGCAAGCUGAGAAAAAGCCAAAGCCUCCUUCUUCUCACAAUGAGAAAGACAAAGAAAUGCAAAGAGAGAAUGACACCCCUGAAAAGAACGAGGAACUUAAUAAAGAGUCUACAGACAGUAAGGUAAAAGAAAAGAAGGACAUUCAACAUAUUUCUAUUCAUAUAAAUCAUGAUACUGGCUUGCCUCCACCUAGGAUUGCUUCAGAUGCUCGUGGAAAUGCAACUAAAGCCUUGCUGGAAAAUUUUGGGUUUGAGUUAGUCAUUCAGUACAAUGAAAACAAACAGAAAGCUCAGAAGAAGAUAGUUGGACCUACAGGUUCAAGUGGUCCAAGAGUAGUUGAUCCCAUUGAGGGAUUGGAGAAGCUAGAAUGUGAAGUUUGCGGAAAGCUGUUUUCAAACAUACUUAUCCUUAAAAGUCACCAGGAGCACAUCCACCAGGCCUUCUUUCCAUUUCAAUCCCUUGAGAGAUUUGCAAAGGAAUACAGAGAACAUUAUGAUAAAUUGUACCCACUGAGACCCCCAACACCAGAGGCUGCCCCUGCUCCUCCCCCACCUCCUCCACCACCUCCACCGCCUCCACCUCCUCCACCACAAAGAACACCCACCCCAAACAUCCCCGUAUCUGCUGCCUCACUCACACCUCCAACUGUUCCUCCACCACAGCCACCAGUUCCAAUGGCACAAAUUCCUAUGCCAAUGGACCUGCCCCUCUUCUCACCGCUCAUGAUGCAGCCGAUGUCUCUUCAAUCUUUGCCCACUCAGCUGCCUCCCCAGUUACCAUCUGUUGAGCCAAGCCUAGCCUCAGACCUGGCGCAGCUCUAUCAACAACAGCUGACACCAGCCAUGCUACAGCAGCAGCAGAACAAGAGACCACGGACACGCAUCACAGAUGACCAGCUUAGGGUCCUUCGACAGUACUUUGAUAUCAACAAUUCACCAAAUGAGGAGCAGAUUAAAGAGAUGGCAGACAAGUCAGGGCUCCCUCAGAAAGUUAUAAAACACUGGUUCAGAAACACCUUAUUCAAAGAGCGACAGCGCAACAAAGACUCCCCUUAUAAUUUCAACAAUCCACCAACCACAACUUUAGAAGACACCAAAAUUGACUCAAAACCUCCCUCCCCUGAGCCCCAAAAACAUGAGUUAUAUGGAAGCAAGAGAUCAUCCAGAACUAGGUUUACUGACUACCAGUUAAGAGUUCUUCAGGACUUCUUUGAUGCCAAUGCUUAUCCAAAAGAUGAUGAAUUUGAACAACUUUCCAACCUUCUGAGCCUCCCCACUCGUGUUAUUGUUGUGUGGUUCCAGAAUGCUCGCCAGAAAGCAAGGAAGAAUUAUGAAAACCAGGGUGAUGGGGCAAAGGAUGGUGAAAGACGAGAGUUGUCAAAUGACCGAUAUAUCCGCACUUCAAAUCUGAACUAUCAGUGCAAGAAAUGCAAUCUGGUUUUCCAGCGUAUAUUUGAUUUAAUUAAACAUCAAAAGAAGCUGUGUUACAAAGAUGAAGAUGAGGAUGGACAAUAUGACAGCCAAAAUGAGGACUCAAUGGAUCCUUCCAAUGAAUGUUACACUCCCUCUGGGUCUUCCUGUCACACCCCUAUGCCCUCCUCAUCAAGCCUCUGUCCACUCCCACCUUCUGCUUCAGCAUUCUCACAACUCCCAUCAACUGAGAGAGAGGAAGCAUCACCAGCAAGCACCUCAAACCUUUAUGAAGAAAAGCCCAAGCAGUUACCAGAAAUGUCUGCUGAUCCCAGAGAAAACCAAACUAACAUCAAACAAGAAGUUGUGCUUCAACCCCAGUCUGAACCACAACACCAUCGACCUCAGAGAGAAGAGAAAAUUCCAACAACUUCGAAACCCGUCAAACAUUCAUCUCCAUCUUUCUCACAGCAACAACAACACUGUGGUCCCUCAGCCUCUCAAACAAGCCAGGCAUCCUCUCAGAGUUCUCACAUGAGCCUCAGUGCCCACUUGAGCGCUGCCUCACAACAACUGGCUCAACAGAUGAUACCAUACCAGUGUGAGCAGUGUAAGAUUGGCUUCCCCUCCUUUGAGCAUUGGCAGGAACACCAGCAAUUACACUUCCUCUCUGUGCAAAACCAAUUCAUACACCCUCAAUUCCUUGAUCGUCCAAUUGACAUGCCUUUCAUGCUUUUCGAUCCUAGUAAUCCGUUGUUGGCAAGCCAAUUGCUCGCCGGGGCAAUUCCACAGAUUCCAAGUAGCUCUGCCACCUCUCCAUCCACCCCCACCUCCACCAUGAACUCCUUAAAGAGGAAGUUAGAGGAGAAAGCUGGUACUAGCCCAGGAGAGAAUGACAGCACAAACAGUGGAGAGGAGCCACAGAGAGACAAAAGGCUCAGAACCACCAUCACACCUGAACAAUUAGAGAUCCUAUAUCAGAAGUACUUACUAGAUUCUAAUCCUACACGUAAAAUGCUCGAUCACAUUGCUCAUGAGGUGGGGCUCAAAAAGAGAGUAGUGCAAGUGUGGUUCCAGAACACAAGAGCCAGAGAGAGAAAAGGCCAGUUUAGGGCAGUGGGGCCUGCUCAAGCUCACCGAAGGUGCCCCUUUUGUCGAGCUCUUUUUAAAGCCAAAACUGCCCUUGAAGCACAUAUUCGCUCUCGUCACUGGCAUGAAGCCAAACGUGCUGGCUACAAUCUUACUCUUGCUGGGAUGUUACCUGAACAGGAGGUGAUGCAAAUAAAAAUGGAUGGUCUUGAAACAUCGAGCUAUUCCCAGUUAGCUCCUACGAACAGUGAUGGACAAAACGCCUCACUAUCACCAGUGAACAAAAGCCUGGAUAUGUCUCCCAGGGCUCUUUUGAGCCCUUCAUCCAUCAAAGUUGAGGGAAUGGAAGAUUUUGAGAGCCCAACAAUGUCAUCUGUAAACCUCAGUUUUGAUCAGAGCAAACUUGAUAAUGAUGAUUGCUCUUCUGUUAAUACAGCCAUCACAGACACAACCACGGGUGAUGAGGCUAAUGCUGAUAAUGAUAGUGCUGAUGCAAAGCACAGCCACAAUAGUGGUGAUUACUUGACUAAGCCUGGGGGCACGGCGUCCAUCCUCGAAAAUGAUGACCAGAUGUCCUCAGGGCUCGUGAGCCCUGCAACAAGCUAUUAUGCUAAGGACUAUGAAAAUGAAAAUAUGAUUGAUCACAGUGAGACAUCCAGCCUAGCUGAUCCUUGCUCACCAAGUCCUGGGGCUUCAGGUAGCAGGAGCAUUGACAGCGGAGAUCGCCCUGGCCAAAAGCGCUUCCGAACACAGAUGACUAACCUCCAGCUAAAAGUGUUAAAAUCCUGCUUUAAUGACUAUAGGACUCCUACUAUGCUCGAAUGUGAGGUACUUGGUAAUGAAAUUGGACUUCCAAAGAGAGUGGUUCAGGUGUGGUUUCAAAAUGCCCGUGCCAAGGAGAAAAAGGCUAAGCUCAACAUGGCCAAGCACUUUGGAAUAAAUCAGACGUCUUAUGAGGGACCCAAGACUGAAUGCACUUUGUGUGGUGUCAAGUAUAGUGCUCGCCUUUCUGUUCGUGAUCACAUUUUCUCCCAGCAACACAUCUCUAAGGUAAAGGAUACAAUUGGCAGCCAGAUAGAUAAAGAAAAAGAGUACUUUGAUCCAGCUACUGUUCGCCAACUUAUGGCCCAGCAAGAGAUGGACCGUAUUAAAAAGGCCAAUGAGGUAUUAGGACUGGCACAGCAGCAAGCCAUGCAGCAACAGGGAAUGUUUGAUAACCCUGCAAUGCAGGCUCUGAAUCUCCAGUCAGCAUAUCCAAGUCUGCAAGGCAUUCCACCUGUCCUUUUGCCAGGGGUCGGCAGCCCCUCCCUUUCCAGCUUUAACUCAUCUAAUUCAGCUUUAACUCCUCCGAAACCUUCAAACCUUCUGAACAUGCCUGGUGCCAGUGUUCCCUCACCCAGUCUCCCUACAUCUGGAUUACCAAACAAGCCUCCCUCUUCAUCCUCCCUGGCAGCAUCCAGCCCAGCACAGAGCAACACAUCUGUAUCCCAUUCGAGCCCCACCUGCACCUCCAACUCAACUUCUGCAACUGCCCAGUCGGGAUCUCGUCCUGAGCCACCCAAAGAACGUGAUACUGAGAGGUUAAGAGAAAAAGAGAAGCCCAAGGAAAAAUCUGAAAAGUCCCCAACACCAUCUUCAACUGGAAGCACCCCUGCCCCUUCCACGUCUGCUGCUAGUGCCAAGAAGGAGAAACCGGACACAGCUGUACCUGCCACUUCUAUGCCCACACCUGGCAUGGAGUAUGUGGUAGACCCUGCCCAGCUUCAGGCCCUGCAGGCUGCUUUGGCAUCAGAUCCCACAGCCCUCCUAACAAAUCAGUUUCUGCCCUACUUCAUGCCUGGAUUUUCUCCAUAUUACACCCCACAGAUACCUGGAGCUCUCCAAGGAGGCUACCUGCAGCCAAUGUAUGGUAUGGAAAGUCUUUUCCCCUACAACCCAGCGUUAUCACAAGCAUUGAUGGGGCUUUCUCCAGGGUCCCUGCUGCAGCAUUACCAGCAAUAUCAGCAGAGUUUGCAGGAGGCACUACAACAGCAGCAGCGGCAGCUUCAGCAGAUCCAGCAACCCAAGGCGAGCCAAACCGUUCCCCCACAAUCUUUGGGGAAUUGCAAAGAAUCCACCAAAGAUCCAGUAAAAAAAGAGGAGCAAAAGGGCAACACUCAUAAUGAACCCACCUCUUCUUCCUUCUCAUCCCAUAAUAAACUACCCUCGAAGCAGAACGAGAAGGAUGGCAAAGCUGUAGAUCCCCAUCUAGAUCAGUACAUCAUCCCCAAGACACAGUAUAAACUGGCAUGCCGCAAGUGUCAAGCAGUUUUCACCAAGGAAGAAGCGGCUGUUACCCAUCUUAAAUCGAACUGUUUUUUUGGUCAGUCUGUGGCAAACCUGCAAGAGAUGUUGCUGCGUGUCCCCGGUGGCGUAGGUGCAGGGACUGGAAGUCUGUACGAUUGCCUGGCUUGUAACACCACGUUGGAUGGGGAGAAAGCACUCAGUCAACACCUGGAAUCGGCAUUGCACAAACACAGAACAAUCAAACGAUCAGCCAGAAAUGCCAAAGAGCACGCUACAGGUUUAUUACCUCACACUUCAGCCUGCUUCCCCAAUCCUAACACCACAUCUACCUCGCAGUCUGCCACUCAUCCCAUCAGCAGCCCCACUCCCCCGCCAACAUCAGCCACCAUUCCAUCCUCUGCUGUGUCUUCUUCCCUGUGCUCCUCCUCUACUACACCACUUAACACCACAGCUGCCGGCAAACCCUGGCCCCAGGCCCCUUUCUCCAGAGCUUUAGCUGGGAAGUCCAAUGCCAGUCCCUCCUCCUCUUCCUCCUCUUUUCCUCCAGUUUCCUCACCUUCAACGGUUACCUCAAGUUCAUUGAGCACCUCAGGAGUACAGACCUCGAUACCAACAGACGUCUUUACUGACGAGUCUGAUUCUGACAGCAGUCAGAAGUCAGCCGAUAGGCUGGACAGGACGGCGGAGGAGCUGCAGCAGCCUGGCUUUGUCAAAGACAGUAGUAGUUGUAGUAGUAAUCUUGCUAGAGUAGGAACAGACUCCAUCAGAUUGUAAAACAGCUUUCAGUGAUGGACAAUAUGUAAAAAUCACAAAAAGAACAAAAAAAAAUCACAAAUGGAAAAAAAAAAUUAAAUAAAAAGCAGCAAUGUUAAAAAUACAUUAAAAGUAUACAAACCAUUUUCAGAAAAGACGUGUAAAGACUAACUGCAAUUCCAAAGCUUGUAACCAAAAAUUUAAAUGUUAGUGGAUUGUUUUCCCAUAUCAACAUGCUGGUUUUCGUUUUGUUUUCGUUUGGUUUUAUUCAAUUGAAAUACAUCCAUACUAAUAUAUCAGACAAGAUUGCUGCAGUUAUGUUGUGAGUAAUGGUGGAGUCAUGCUGUACUGUAUGGCAAUGGACUGGCUCAAAGUUGACAAAUGGCCCAAUAACCCCUUUGAAGAAAUACGAGUCAACAAGCUGUCCUUUGUUUUGUAAUCAUUUGUACUUAAUAGCACAGUCCCAAAAAGCCAGUAUGUACUGUAUGGGAGAAUAGUCUAUCGGUUUUCUUGCUAUUUAAGCAUUCAGAUACCAAUGGCUUACAAAAGUAAAAGAAUAAUGUAAUGUCUAUUUUAUUCUCAGGUCAACAGCUCACAUUAUGUUUUUCUGUUACAGAAAUUCAUGUCUCAAACCAUUUCUUCAAAUGAGCAUUUCUUUUCUUUGAGAAAUUUUGUUAAGUUGAAUGAAAUUCUGAUAAGGCAUUUUUUAACUGGGCAUUCAAAAAGGGUUGGUGAAUUGCAAUUUUAACAUUAAGAAUUUUUUUUUUGGGGGGGGGGGGUUGCAAUUCCAGUAUACUGAAAAGAAGAGAGCAUUGCAGACAUAACAGGCGAUAACUGAAUUAUUUGAAAAAACAACCUUCUGUAUUUACGAUAGAUAUGAGCAUUUUGGUGUUAAGUAGAUUGUUGCAUUGGAAAUGAAUUUAAACAGUAUGGUAGGUUGAAAAAGUUUUUUUUUUGUGUACAUUUAGUUUUUGUAUUGUCCAACUUUAAGACGCUUCAUUUGAUGUUGUCUUGGUCAUUCCGAUAGACUAGAUUUUGGACAGGUAAUUUAUCAAAACUUUAUUUCUGUCUCAUUCUCACCCAAAUGCCCCUCCUGACAAGGCAGGAUCCUCUUUUAGAAUUAUUUAAAUUUUACACUUUGGUUGGUAUGGUACUAACCAAAUUGAAACAUUGGUGAAAUAUUGAAAAAUCUUUAUUUAAUUUUUUGUGUUACAUGUGUGCACUUAUCACUGUCUGACUCCUAUUUCUUACUCUUAAUGUCCCGCUCUUGGCACUUAUUUUUCUCUGCACGCCUGUAUUUGUACAUCAGUACACUACAAAGCAGGUCUUUUGUUCUUCAUGUUGUGUGGCUACAGUCUUUAUUUUCAUUUUGACAUUUUUGUUGUCAUAAAUGAAAAUGAAAAAGAGUACUAAUAAUUCUCACGCUUUAAGACAAAAAGAGAAUCCAAAGAUGAAACAUUUUCACCAUUGGUGCAUAAAGAUGAGAAAAGAGGCUUCUUUAUACUUGAGAAUUUGUGGCUGUUUUUAGAGGAAAGAAAACAAAGUUUUAAAAGAUAAAGGAGUACGCAUCAGAGUUGCCGUUUUUGCUUCUUUGCAAGCAAACAGGUGGCUUUUUUACGUAAAUACCAAAAACCAAAAAGGGCCCUUGUCCUUGCAUUGUGGAGUAGCACCGUUACAGAGCCAUUGCAGUUUGUAAGAUAGAGGUUAUUAAUAUCUGUUUGACUAUGUCACAUUCAAAUGUCCGUUUGUUUUCUUUCUUUCUUUUUUUAAUGUAUAAGGUCUGGUCUUCAAGGACAUACGUUUUGCUGCUAAUAUAGAAUUUUGAAAGAAAAAAGAGUACCUAGAUGCAUGCUCAUUUUGCUUUUUGGCUCAGCUUUAACUAAAACAUACAAUAAACCAAUUUCUUGCCUCUGCAACACCUUUUUUCUUGUUGCAAAAACGGAACUUUGAAGACUGUGAAUAUGUGUUCCAAAGGACAUUUUGUCAGUUUUUUUUUUUUUUUUUUGAACAGACCAAUGUUUAAAGCCAAUGAUCUAUGACGUUUGUAAAGAACAGUGCAUUCCAAAUAUCACAAUGGAUUUUUCUUAAGCAAGGACUGAUCCUAUUUCAUUUGUUUUAUGUCACAAUCUAUUUUUUCCUUAAUUUUAAAAGUGACUGUAAACUGUUGUGUAAAUUUAGCAUCAUUGGUUGCGAAUCAAAGUGACCUCCCUAUGUCAUUUUGUGCUGGCAUGGAAGAUGGGAAAAGACUUCCAUCCAGUCAAGGUUGUUACUCACUUGUUAAGCAAGUAAUAGUGGUUACCAAAAAUGUAUAUAAUACAUCUGGUACUGAUGCGUCUCAUAGGUUUAGUAAUGUUUAUGCCAGUCAACAUACAACUAGUCUCAGAAGGUAUUGUAGGCUGUUUUGCUAUGGUGUGUUUGCUCCCUUCCUGGGAAUUCCACCAGUUAUUUGUCCCAAAUAUCUGCAGGGUGCCAAUUCACUCAGGCAGAUUACAGGUUUGUAGGGACCUCAUUCCAAAGCAUUAUUUCUGGAAAAGUUGGAUUUGUUUUUUUUGUUGUUGUUUGGUUUUUUGAAGAUGUCCCUAAUUUCAAUUUCAAAUAAAUAUGAUGCCUUCAUGUCCAAAGAAGUCACCCACCCCAUGUCAUUGCAGUGGAAAUGUUCGUGAGCAGACAUCCUGCCCUCUCAACACUAAAUGAAAAUUAUGUGUAAAAUCAAACUCAAGACAUUUAAAUUUGAGGAAAACAACUUUUCGGCCACUAUUGUACAGCUGCUAUGUUCAUGCUGAUGAAUACAAGGCACAAUCUCAAUGUGAUUUGGUGUUAAUAAUACAGAAUGCUGUUGAAAGUAACAGAUUUAAUCUGCAAAACUGCUAUUUCUCUAAAGUCUGAAGUGUUCCUGUGUAAAUUAUUUUGAAAAAUUCUUAUGUUGUACAGUUUCCCCCCCUCAAAUAUAUUUGUUUUGAUUUUCAGAUGUCAGGCAUGUAUUGUUGUUGUUUUUUUUGUGUUUUUUUAGUUAAUAUAAAUGGCUUUUUAAUCAUAAAUUAACACUAGCUUUAAUUUCAUUUGCAGAAAUUUAGAAAAAACAAACUUCUAUGAACUGGCCACUUUAUUAUUUGUCUAAGUGACAUUGUUUGCUCUUAUUUUCUGUCAUCUUUUGGGUUCUUUUGUUGGAAACAAAGUGAACAUCUCUACAUCCCAUUCAGCCAGCAUGGACUGUGUGACAGUUUGUAUGUUAGUGUGUAUGAUUGUGUGUUUCAUAAGAGCCAGCAUCAAUUCCUUUUUCAUUUGCCUUUUUUAUGUUAAACACCGAAAUGAAUUGAACCACAAUGAAUAACUUAGAAAAUCAGCGUAAUGAUUUAGAAAAUUAAAUUUUAAUGGUAAUAAUCAGAAAUGAAAGAGAUGAUACUGAAGCACUGAGCAGUUUUUAUUUUGAUUGAAUAUAUGUGGCCAAAGCUUUAUGCAUUGAAACAAAACAACAAAAAUUGACAUUUUGUGCCCGGGAUAAGUGUAUAUUUUAUUGUGGCACAAUAGGUUACUGUGGAUAACUGGAUCCACUGACUUACAUUGGGAGACUUGAUUUACAAAGGGAUAACGGUUUUGCUGUAGAGGUCAUCUUUUUGCCCACUGUGAAAACAAAUGUACCUGUAUACAGAUAUAGAUAUAUUUAAAACAAGACAUCAGCUUUCUUUUUUAAAAUAUCAUCAUUUUGAGAUGAAGAAGGAAUUAAAAAGAAAAAGGACUCUGGGAAUCUUUGAAGCUCUCUUUAGGAGGACACGAGAGGCUGUGGGCACACCAAAACUGGGCAUAGGAGCCGGAGGCAGGCUCAAACAGCUUUAAAAACCACCUCUUUAUUUGAUUACUGACAACUCUGUAAUGGGAAUGGACUCUGGAACCAAUGGACAUGUGUGACACAGAGAGGAAGGUCUUUUGACUUUGAAACUGAACUUAAGUGGCUCCAGCUGCCUGUUUCUCCUUUCUGUCUGUCUCUUUCUUUCUCCAGCUCUGCCUCUGCUCUUUGAUGGACAUUUCCCUAAAUUUCAGGACAGGAUGGACAGAGAUGCUUGCUUCAUUUCUCCUUCUUCAUGUUGCUACCUGUUUCAUUUCCUUGCACUUGUCUCUGGUUGACAAGUAGAAGCUCUCCGGUGGAAUGGCGGCUCACCCCUCUCUCUGUUGGUCAAAAAUCUUAAAAGAGCAAUGAAUAACAGAUAGCGGGGCUGAGUUCUCUGAGCUGUCGUUCUUAAAGGCAGUUACACAUGGAAAAAAAAAAAAA